Paralichthys olivaceus (Japanese flounder) is the source of this 871-nucleotide messenger RNA. RefSeq names its product apolipoprotein A-II (gene apoa2). Lineage: Eukaryota; Metazoa; Chordata; Actinopteri; Pleuronectiformes; Paralichthyidae. The record is from RefSeq and is a predicted model, not a curated record.
UGUGUGUGUGUGUGUAGGUGUGUGUCUACUCAUCAGAUGACGUUUGUUUGCGGUCCCCCCCUAUAUCAUCCUGUCCAGAUGUGAGUUCCGAGUUACAGACAACUCGCUUUCAGAGAAGACUGUCACAUCUUGGAUCUGUACGUCCAACACAGCAGCAGAGAUGAAUGCAAAAUAUACCUUGGCACUGAUCCUGGCUCUGCAGGUCUCCAUGAGCCUGUGUGAGGUCCCCACCCCAUCGCAGGAGCUGGUUGACAAGUACACUGCAAUGAAAACAAUGUUCUAUAAGAGGCUGAUGAACAGUUAUCAAAAGCUCCAGGAGGCUGCUGCUCCUUUAGUGGAGAAAUUCGGUGAAAGCGAACACGGAAAGGAGGCCAAGACCUACGUGGAAGGUGUGCAGACCAAGCCCGAGUUCCAGGCCAUGGCUAAGAUUGCCAGUGGCUUCGCUGAGGAGGUAGGACCCCUGGUAGACAAGGCCCGUUCAUCAGUGCUGGGCGCAUACGAGGAACACCUGCGUCCCGCAUACGGCAACUACUUCAACGACAUCAUCGAGCAGAUCAAGGUCUACCUGGACAUGGUCAUGCCCGCUGAGUAAAGACGACCAACUUGAACAACCUGUCAGCGUCCUGUAGUAGAUGAUAGCGAAUAUAGAAACUUCACCAGUUUAGGCUGAGAAGAGCAAUGCACAAUGCAAAUACAAUAACUUGCCUCUUUCUACAAAUCAAUAUCUGUGCCAAAUCGCGCAGAGGCUAAAACAGGGCAAACAACACCUUUGCAAAUUGUGCAUGUACAGUAUUUUGUGUUUGAUACACUAACCAAAAGUCUGUGUGUAUGUAUAUGUGUGAAUGAGGUCAAUAAAAAGAACUGGAAACUA